AUGGGUAGCCCUGUACCAGACUAUGUCAGUUUUGUCAUUGCCACAGACGGUACGGAAGUCCUCAGAGAAAAACGUUUUCCUACCACAAUUACGGUCGCAAACCUCAAGAUGAGGCUCGAACUCAUCACAGGAGCCUCGACGAAUUCCAUGCAACUCGAGCUGCGACGAGCGGACGGAACAGUCGCAGCGACCCUCGAGGACAACGGCGCCCGCCUCGAAUCGCUCCCGGUGGCCAACGGUCUUACGCUGUAUGUUUCAGAUCCUCACCUGAAUCACUGCAACUUUCAGGACCCCCCAUUUAACGAGAGGCACAGGAUAUCCGAAGAACUGUACAACCAGCGCACUGACACUGCAAGGAGGUUCCUACAGGGGUUGCGGGUGUUACGCCCCGAAGUUUUCGACGUGUGGCGACGUGCACGGCACUGUGGACCUUGA
This is a messenger RNA of Ornithodoros turicata, 435 nucleotides long. RefSeq names its product tubulin-specific chaperone B-like. Gene Ontology annotation, molecular function: alpha-tubulin binding. The record is from RefSeq and is a predicted model, not a curated record. Gene Ontology annotation, biological process: post-chaperonin tubulin folding pathway; tubulin complex assembly. The transcript has a single exon. NCBI's taxonomy places the organism in Eukaryota, Metazoa, Arthropoda, Arachnida, Ixodida, Argasidae. The coding region runs from base 1 to 435 and encodes 144 amino acids.